AUGAAUAGUCCUAAAAGUGGUGAAAGUAAAGAUGAUCAUCCAACGAGUUUCGUAAAAGCAGUUUCGUCUUCUUCAUCUAAAGCUGAUCGAAAUUCAAAAGACAAAAGCAAAGUCUCAACAGUUAAAAGUGAAAAAGCAUGUAAUGGAAUUGUCUCUUCAUCGUCAUCGUCAUCACCUCCUUCGUCAACGAAAACAACAACAACAACAUCGACAAGCAAUUCAAAGCUCAACAAUAAAAUGAAUUCUAAAUCUAGUGGUGAUAAAAAGGAAGAUUCAGAUCGACCAGAUUCUCAUGAAGAAGAUGAAGGUAUUAAUUUGGACGAAUCGAGUCACAGUAAUGGAAAAAAGUUGACCUUUGCUGAAGUUGCUCGUCGUUCUAAAGCAAAAGCGACCGCAGCAAGUGGAGUGGAAAAGUAAUGACCAGAAUUAUUAUGUAUAAGUGGUUUAUGCAUAUUAUGUGUCAUCAUCAAUGAACAUUUUUGAACUUUUUGUUUGUUUGCGUUUUCCAAACAAAUACAAAUCAUGGGAGAAUCGUCAUUUUCCUUCAAACUAAAUUACAUUAUCUAUGGAAAUGAUAAUGAAAACAACUACUAAUGAUUGUCUUCGUCAAAACCAAUCACUAAAAAAUCCAAUCAAAUCGAUCUCAUCAGCUAAAUUAACAUAAUUUGUUUUCAAUCAUAGAAAAACAAACUCAAUCAAUUGAUUUGA
Molecule: messenger RNA, 708 nt
Organism: Panonychus citri (citrus red mite)
Lineage: Eukaryota; Metazoa; Arthropoda; Arachnida; Trombidiformes; Tetranychidae
Exons: 1
Coding region: 1-417 (138 amino acids)
Source: RefSeq, a predicted model, not a curated record